This is a messenger RNA of Trypanosoma cruzi, 2115 nucleotides long. RefSeq names its product glycerol-3-phosphate acyltransferase, putative. Gene Ontology annotation, molecular function: glycerol-3-phosphate O-acyltransferase activity; glycerone-phosphate O-acyltransferase activity. Gene Ontology annotation, cellular component: endoplasmic reticulum membrane. Lineage: Eukaryota; Euglenozoa; Kinetoplastea; Trypanosomatida; Trypanosomatidae. Gene Ontology annotation, biological process: phospholipid biosynthetic process. The coding region runs from base 1 to 2115 and encodes 704 amino acids. The transcript has a single exon. The record is from RefSeq and is a predicted model, not a curated record.
AUGAGCGGGUCUGCAGAAAAACAUGUCUCGUCUUCCAAAUUGGAAGGGGUUAUAAAUAAAGGCAAUGAUAAUGGCACCCAUAUGAAACCACAUGAGCUUCAUGAGGCACAAGCGGUGCCUACUGGUGAAAAAGAUGCAGAGGAGGCGGGAAAGACACAACGAAAAGAUCAGGCGUCAGCUUCAGUAAAAACGGGUGCGGGGGAUGCUGAAAUGGGUGAAGCCGCUCGGAGUCCAAGUCUUCAGAGGAAAAAGAGUAGCGUAAAGGAUCGCAUUGAAGUGACAAAGCACAAUAAAUUUGUGCGGUGCACAGUCUGUGGUGAUGAUAUUCCCAUUGGCGAAUGGCCCGAUCACCGCGACCGUCUCCGCUCAGUCAGGCUUCUUUCUCUACGUGUAAGCAAAUUUCACGAGUUUGUUGUAAGCCUAUUCAUUGAUUUUUUCAUGUGGGUUCUUAUGAAUAUUUACUUCCGUGAGGUGACGGUAGUGAACAAGGAAAUGGUUCCAAAGACUGGGGCAGUGGUGUUCUACGGAAACCAUCAAAAUCAGUUUAUUGAUGCUAUGAUAAUUCGAGCCAAUUGCGGAAGACCCGUGCGUUUUAUAAUGGCGGAGAAAUCGUUUCACCGACCCAUUGUUGGGCAAUUUGCACGAAUGAUGCAUACUGUUCCAGUGGUUAGGCCACAAGACGUUCCUAUCACGCCUGGAGAGGGAUUUUUGCUGCGUAUGAAUGGUGCCAUUGUUCACGGGGAAGGAACCAAAUUUCACACUUCACUUGCGAACGGCGAUGUGAUUAUGUGGGGCAAGGGGACAAAUAAUUGCACGGCACAAGUCCAUUGCAUCAUCUCCGAUACUGAGUUGGAACUCACUAUGCCUGUUCUGGCGUCAAACGUCGUUACACAACCCACAGCAUUUAGAGUAUCACGCCGCAUUGAUCAUUCCACCAUGUACGCCAGCGUGUAUCAGACACUGCAAAAAAAUCAAUGUAUCGGUAUUUUCCCUGAGGGUGGUUCCCAUGACCGCACCUCUCUUCUUCCACUCAAGGCCGGUGUGGCUCUUUUCAGUCUUGGGGCGGCAGAGCGAGGCAUCAGUGUGAAGGUGGUUCCAUGUGGGUUGACGUACUUUUAUGGUCACAAGUUUCGGAGUCGUGCUCAUAUUGAAUUUGGCGAGCCUAUCACGCCCUCGGAGGAUCUUGUGGAGCUCUUUAGUAGGGAUAAACGUAAGGCUACAGGUAUAUUUUUGGAACAUCUCAAUGCGGAGCUGCGCGGAUUUACCAUUAAUGUGCCCAAUUGGAGUGCUUUGAACUUUCUUCAUGGGUUUCGCCACUUGUAUCAACCUCCGAAUUGUACUCUGGCAACGCGAGACUACCUGCGCCUGGCUCGUCGUCUGAAUGCCAUCAUGGAGGCACAAAAGAACAAUCCGGAAUUCAUUGACUUCCGGAACCGUGUGGAAAACUAUCAAGAUUACUGCAACGCCUUACUUGUACGUGAUAGUCAGGCCGCUACACUUGGAAAAUUGGGAACCACCGAGGCACAGCAGCUACAACUUCUUUUCCGUCGGUCCUUCACUUUAUUUUUGAUGGGCGUUAUUCUUGUGCCUUUUUUUGUAGUGGGUCUUCCCAUUGGGUUCUUGGCGAGUCACUUGUCGCAGCGUCACAGGAAAAAAGCCCUCUCCGAGAGUAGCGUGAAGGUUGUGGGGGCCGACGUGGAGGGAUCGUAUAAGUUGCUUGUGGGUUUCUUUAGUGUCCCUGUGGUAUUCACUUUUGUUUCCCUCGUUAUGUUUUUCUACACAGACCUUCGUACUGCCCUCACUGUGUUUUUUAGUCUUCCCAUGGCGAUGUACGUCUCCUUGUUGAUUCUUCAGGAAGCCGUGAUUGAGCUACGGGCGGCUUUACCACUUUUCAUGUCUGUUGUUUCGAAGCACAAGCAGUUUCGGAAGUUGUACGAGCGUCGCCAAGCGUUAGUGGCACUUACAAAUGAACUGGUUGCUAAAUGGGACCCGGAGCUGGCAGAAGAAGUGCAAACAUACGUAAGAGAAUCCAAAGAUGACAUGAAAAGACGUGAACCUUCGUUAUUUUCUUUGCGCCAUAGCGGUCUUAGAAGGCUUGCAGAUAGGAUGAACUGA